Molecule: messenger RNA, 714 nt
Organism: Trichomycterus rosablanca
Lineage: Eukaryota; Metazoa; Chordata; Actinopteri; Siluriformes; Trichomycteridae
Exons: 6
Coding region: 16-633 (205 amino acids)
Source: RefSeq, a predicted model, not a curated record
AAAGUUAAUAAUUUGAUGUGUCACUUCUUACCCAAAACAUCAGGAACGAUGUUUUCAGGCAACCGUGCAUUUCGCUGGGGACGACCGAUGCAUCGGACCACAUUUUCCCUUGGUGAUCACACCACCACCUACUCCACCAUCCACACAGAGAGUUUCUCUGGCAGGAGUCGUGAUGGGCAGCCGCUGGUGUUUCUGCUGAGGGAUCCAAAAUAUCCGUCUCAGCAUUACUACAGUCUGGACCUCAGCAACGUCCCUAAAGGACCUUCGUACACCUUAACACACUCGAGAGAAGUCCACGAUCAUAAAGAAGUCACACCGCAUGAUGUGCUGCAGAGACUGAGAACCAGGAACUGGAUGCAUAAUUGUGAAGGCCUGGCUGUAAAAGAAGUGGCCAAUCCUCCAGAAGACACACCAUACAGGAGCUUCUAUCACUCAGAUCACUGCAUCCAAUCAGCCAGCACUCGACCUGCCAACGCUUCCGGCCAACCCACACACUGGCAUCACCAUGAUAUAAUCACAGGAGAGGAGAAAGCCCCAGCGGGUCCGGGGAAGCCAGGAAAGGUGUCUCUAGAGAAGCGGAUCUGGCCUGUUCGUCGCUGGGAAACUGACUGCACCGGCCUCCGCUUAUACUGACAAAACUUAGGGACCAGUCACCUAAUCUGACCCAUCAUACACAGCUUCAAAACACAGAAUAAAAAAACCUAAAUGUUCUAA